Messenger RNA from Coregonus sp. 'balchen', 668 nucleotides. The record is from the annotation of a GenBank genome assembly. Lineage: Eukaryota; Metazoa; Chordata; Actinopteri; Salmoniformes; Salmonidae.
GAGCACUGUGCAUCAGGGUCGAUGGAGGCGUGUACUGCUGUGUCAGAUGACGCCAUGUUCAGAGACAAACUCAAACACAUGGGCAAAUGUAAGGCAUCCUCUACCGGCAGGCCACUCAAUACACAUUAUUACCAUCCCCUGUGUCUCUUUGUCAACGGCCAGUUAACUAACUCAAUCACGAGGACAGCACACUUAUGCAAACCCUUUUUACAAUCCUUUGUUCCGGUAAUUUAUUUUGUGAUGAUACUGUUGUCUUCUCUCCCACCUAGCAACAAGAAAGAAGCUGUUUGAAAUUGCCAGAUCAUUCUCUGACAAGACUAGGAGAAGAAAGUUUAAAAAAAGAACGCUCCUGAAGCACCAGUCGUAUCCUUCAUUGCCAGUCGAUUCUAAUUUCAAAUCGGAAACAUUGGAUGGGUUCCGUUUUUGUAGUGAUGGCUUUUUAUAGAACUCAAUGUUCAAGUACCACAUACUGUAUAAAACAGAUGUAUAUGUAUCAAUAUGCAGGCCUUUAGGUGUUUCCCUUGACCAUAUCCCCUCUAAGACUGGGCACAGCUAACUCCACAGCCAACCUCCUGGAGGAUGUGGAGGGAAGCCCAGAAGAUGGCCAGCCCAGAAGAUCAGACACUCAGGAAGACGAUGUGCCACUCAAGGAGCCGUUGUCAUGGUGA